This is a messenger RNA of Capronia coronata CBS 617.96, 1800 nucleotides long. RefSeq lists its product as uncharacterized. The transcript has a single exon. Lineage: Eukaryota; Fungi; Ascomycota; Eurotiomycetes; Chaetothyriales; Herpotrichiellaceae. The record is from RefSeq and is a predicted model, not a curated record. The coding region runs from base 1 to 1800 and encodes 599 amino acids.
AUGGCACAACCGUCAUCUUCACCUUUUCCACCCGCCGUGGAAGUAAUUGAAGACUUUCCCCUUCAAUAUUCUUCUCCGCUUUCACUACGGAAGCAUCCAUGUCCUUCUCCACACGCUCCACCUGCGACCAACCUUGCGCACACUUACAACUACAAUUUCUCUGGCUCAGUGUACGAUGAGACCACUUCAGGUGCAGAGGUGGAAGAUCCAUCUCCUGAGCCGGCGGAGGAACAAGAGGAGGAUCUACUAGACACCGAACGACGCAUCUCGGGUUGCUCAUCUAUUUCGUCAUUCCCUGCCUCCGUGUCGCAGCACCUUUCUUCCAGACAAAGUCAAUAUGGAAGUCCAAGCACACCGAGCAAGCCUCACGCGGAAGCACCCCAAGCUGCAACGUCACCCACCGGUAUGGGGAAACCCAACUCACCUUUUCGCCACCCUAGCAGCAUCAGGGCUUUGCAAAUGAGAGAUGAGGUGCUGAGUGAUACCCAGAGUGUCCUUCGCCAUCACAGAUAUAGUGGCUCUCAGAGGUCGUCUUCCAGCCGCAGGACUGCUUACUCUCCACGUGCAUCUGCAAAACGAUCAUUCAGGUCGAGUGGGGGAUCGCCUAAUAAAGCCAACAGCAGUGUCAAGACCGAAUUUCCUCUUGUACUCCUCCACUGCACUCUACUGCCACCCGCCUUACUCUCACAAUCGACUGCUCAGGAAGACUUGAUAGUGGAGCUGCUGCCGGAAGAAUACAAGAGACGAUGGACUACAUUACGAGAAAAACUUGUCGGAGAUGUAGAAGUCAGAACGAGAGGAAUUCUGAUACCUCAUCCAAAAGAGGACUACGACCUUCUGGAAGAACGGCUCCUGGAAAGCCUUGAUCUUCAACAUCCUCGCAUCCGGCAUGACCACUACUUCCAAGCCGAUCCUGCUGGGACUGACAGUGGAUUUGAGAGCGGUAGCCUCACAGGAGACGAGGUCGAACAAGAUCGCCCACAUGACAAGUGUCCCGAUUGUGGCCGCCCGGUUAAUACUGGCGAGGUUACACGCAAGUGGGAUGUCAAAGUCUUCGCAGCAAACGGCUUAAUGCGAGCAGGAGCAUGGGCCGCGGCAUGGCAAGAGAUGGAAAAGGUCGACGUGGAAAUCAGAGUAUGGUUACCCCAGGAGAUGCGUCGGGACCUGGAGGACAAACUUGCUCUGCUGGGAAUCACACCACCUGAGGUCAUCCAGCAAGAGAAUGCACCCGUUUUUCAAGACGAGCAUCUCCAUGCACGGGAAACAGAGGUCUAUGGCGAGCCUGGCCGACAUCGAGGUCUCUCAAACUUCCACCCCUCCUAUGACUCAAGUCGACCCCAGGAAUCGACUGUGCCUGUUCCAGUCUUCGCAUCCAUAGUCGAAUUGAGCGCGCUGAUGCUAGGCUACGCACGGGGGUUUCGACACGGUCGCAAACCUAUUUUGAUCGGCAUAUUGAGUUUUCUCGUCUUGUUGUUUGCAUGGGAUGGCCGGACCACCUCGCCCGAUCCAAAUGCGUUCCACCCAGUCCUUGACCCAAGCCGACUUACCAAUGAAACUACCAGAAUUGGUACUGCUACAAGCGAAGCAGGUUCAAUAGCCACAGUCACCGUCACAACGUCAGUCAGCAUCCAGGUACCAUGCGUACCUGGUUACGAAGCACAUUCCGUGUCGACAAGCGCAAGCGGAAGUCAAAAGCCUACACCAGUUGUUCUCACAUCAGAGGCAGCACCGACCGUGACUGUGAAACUUCCAGAAAUGCGACAUUUAUCUUUCCCAGUUCUGGAAGCAGCCUUAAAUUGA